Messenger RNA from Moneuplotes crassus, 1373 nucleotides. Lineage: Eukaryota; Ciliophora; Spirotrichea; Euplotida; Euplotidae. The record is from the annotation of a GenBank genome assembly.
AUUAGAUAAAGAAGUAAUGGAGACCAAAGAAAAGAAAGGCAUUGUAGUCAGACCUGAUGCUUUAAGUAGCAUUGCUAUUUGUGAAUCUGUAAACAUUCCUAGUGAUGAUGAAGAGUUCGAUAAUAUAUCUGAGGAUGAACUGCCUUAUCGUGCCCCUUGUCAUAUCGCAGAUUCAGAUCUUUCAAAUUCUUCACUGGUGGCUAUUUUACAGGCCAAGCUAGAGAGACUUGAAUAUGAAGCAGAGUCUUUACAGGAAGAAAAUGAACAACUUUUACAAGAGAAUAAAUUCUAAACACCAAGACCAAAAGUCCAAAACAGCCUCUCUCGAAGCCCAGCUCCUCCAACUCCAAGAAGCCAACAUCCUCCAAACCCAGACCUCCACCCACAAAAUCACCACCCUCCUUGCCACAAUAGAGUCCAUGCAGAAGACCAGCGCCCAAAAAGAGGCUGAAAUCGAACUCCUGAAAACCACCAGUGCAAAAGUAGAAGAAACUGAACAGAAAGUGAAGGAUUGUGAAGAAGAGAUUGAGAGAUUGAAGGAAGAGAAUGAGAGGUUGGAGGUACUAAUGGCUGAGAGAGAGGAGAUGUUGGAGAAGAGGGAGGUUGAGGUAAAAAAGAGGGUGGAGAAGAAUGGAAUUAAGUAUGAGGGAACUUUGGAAAAGAUUGAUAACUUAAUUGUAAGAAAUAAUGAGCUAGAGGAAUCUAUGAAGAGAAUAUUUUCUGAGAAUACUCGACUAAAGAAAGAAAUCAACAUUUCAAAGGAAGAUAUCUCUCAGCUUGAAGAAAAAUUCUCAAGCAAGAUGCAAGAAACUGAAAGAUACAAAGAACAGGUAGACUCUCUCACAGAGCGACUCAAAGAGGGAAAUGAACAGAAAGAAAUACUGUUGCAAGAAAAUGCUGAACUUCAACAAAUGAUUCAAACUCUUGAAGAAAAAUGUCAAAUGUUCAAAGAAAAAGUUCAAAGUAAGAAAGAGAAGCUAGCUAAAGCUAAGACUAAAAAGAAUGAUCUGAAAGAAGAAAUUGAAAGUCUCCUUAACCAGUUGAUUGAGGCUAGAGAUGAAGUAAGCUCACUACAGCAGCAACUUGACGAGCAAAGUCAAAAGAAUACUGAAGAUAUUGAGGAUUAUAACAAGCUUUUUGAAAAAUUUAACAAAUCAAAAAAGUGGAAGGCGAAGUAUAAGGCUCUCAAGGAACAAGUUGAGCAAUAUUACUCUGAGUCUGAGACUGAGCAGGAAAUUCCAGAAGAGCUGGAGGAAAUAGAAAAUCAGCAAGAUCAUGAAGAAAUUGACUACCAAGAAGAAAUCCAAGAUCAGGAAGAGUAGGAAGCCCAAGAAGAUCAAAUAUAACAAAUUCUUCAAUCAAAGAUCAAUUUU